Sorex fumeus (smoky shrew) is the source of this 1381-nucleotide messenger RNA. It is a transcript of the gene FOXJ1, whose product is annotated as forkhead box J1. Gene Ontology annotation, molecular function: sequence-specific DNA binding; DNA-binding transcription factor activity. Bases 122 to 1375 code for a protein of 417 amino acids. The transcript has 2 exons. Gene Ontology annotation, biological process: regulation of DNA-templated transcription. The record is from RefSeq and is a predicted model, not a curated record. NCBI's taxonomy places the organism in Eukaryota, Metazoa, Chordata, Mammalia, Eulipotyphla, Soricidae.
GCGCUGCGGCGGCCGCGCUGGGAGGCGGAUGGCGCGGCGCGUGUAACCGGAGCCGCGGGGCUCGGCCGGCCCGGGCUCCGCCCGUGGAUGCCGGGCAGCCCCUCGGAGCGCCCCCGCAGGCAUGGCAGAGAGCUGGCUGCGCCUGCCGGGCGCGGCGGCGGCGACGGCGGCGGCGGAGGGCGGCCUGGAGGAGGCGGGCGCCCUGGAUGACAGCCUGACCAGCCUGCAGUGGCUGCAGGGAUUCUCCAUCCUCAACGCCAAGGCCCCGGCCCUGCCCCCGGGCCCCGCCGACCCCCACGGCUACCACCAGGUCCCGGGCUCCGUGGCUCCCGGGUCCCCGCUGGCGGCCGACCCCGCCUGCCUGGGGCAGCCGCACACGCCGGGCAAGCCCACCUCGUCGUGCACGGCGCGCGGCGCGCCCCCCGGGCCACAGGCGCCACCCCCCGACGACGUGGACUACGCCAGCAACCCGCACGUGAAGCCGCCCUACUCGUACGCCACGCUCAUCUGCAUGGCCAUGCAGGCCAGCAAGGCCACCAAGAUCACCCUGUCGGCCAUCUACAAGUGGAUCACCGACAACUUCUGCUACUUCCGCCACGCAGACCCCACCUGGCAGAACUCCAUCCGCCACAACCUGUCCUUGAACAAAUGCUUCAUCAAAGUGCCUCGGGAGAAGGAUGAGCCGGGCAAGGGGGGCUUCUGGCGCAUCGACCCCCAGUACGCCGAGCGCCUGCUGAGCGGCGCCUUCAAGAAGCGGCGCCUGCCCCCGGUGCACAUCCACCCGGCCUUUGCCCGCCCGGCCACGCAGGAGCCCAGCGCGCCCUGGGCUGGGCCCCUGAGCGUCAACGCGGACGCCCAGCAGCUGCUGCGGGAGUUCGAGGAGGCCACCGGGGAGGCGGGCUGGGGGGCCGGAGAGGGCCGGCUGGGCCACAAGCGCAAACAGCCGCUGCCCAAGCGCGUGGCCAAGGCCCCACGGGCCCCCAGCACGCUACUGCUGACCCAGGAGGAGCAGCGGGACCUGGAGCCCCUCAAGGGCAACUUUGACUGGGAGGCCAUCUUCGACGCGGGCGCACUGGGCGGGGAGCUGGGCGCCCUGGAGAGCCUGGAGCUGAGCCCACCGCUGAGCCCCACGGGCGACGUGGACCUCACAGUCCACGGCCGCCACAUCGACUGCCCGGCGCCCUGGGGGCCGCCCGGAGAGCAGGCCACCAACAGCCUGGACUUCGAUGAGACCUUCCUGGCCACGUCCUUCCUGCAGCACCCCUGGGACGAGAGCGGCAGCGGCUGCCUGUCCCCCGAGCCCCUGUUCGAGGCGGGCGACGCCGCGCUGGCGGCUGACCUGCAGGACUGGGCCAGCGUGGGCGCCUUCUUGUAAGGGAGC